AUGUCACUAGAUUCCAACCCAGACGAGACUGCGCUGCUAAAUUCAGAUCGACAAAUUGGAGAAAGCUGCGACCGGUCAUACUCAACAUUUAACACCAAGACUGCUGUAGACUCAGAGACACAGAUAUAUGACUCAACGGAUCGAGAAGAGUUAAUCAGUCCCAGUACAACUUCUACAUGUGGACCGUUUCUCGGCAGCGUCGCCAGCAUUAUUGUGGUUCUCCUACUUGGUGAAUUCAUUUCCAAUGCCGACUCGACAAUCGUGAUGGCCGCCGCAGGCCCGAUUUCAUCUGGCUUUAACAAAUUACAAGAUGCGAGCUGGCUAGCCACGGCUUUUGCGCUGGGGAAUGGAGCUGUGCAGUUGAUAUACGCAAAGCUCGGCAUCAUCUAUGGCCGCAAGCCGAUCCUCCUCUUGGCAUACGUUCUUCUCGGGUUUGGAUGCGCUAUCUGCGGCGUUGCACCCUCGAUGUCGAUUGUCAUCGUUGGACGCGUUGUUAGCGGCAUGGGCGGCGCGGGUAUAAUGUCCAUGGGCUCAAUCAUCAUCUUAGAUGUCGUUCCCAAAAGAGAUGUCGCCAGCUGGCGAGCAGUCGUCAAUAUCUCCAUGACUCUAGGUCGAAGCGUCGGCGGUCCCAUCGGUGGGUGGCUGACAGAUACCAUCGGCUGGCGCUGGGUCUUCCUCUCUCAAGCCCCGCUCCUCGGCAUCGCCGCAAUCCUCGUGGUGAUCUUCCUACACCUCGAACAAAGCUCAACCACCCCAACCACCGACUCAAAACCCUCCAUAUGCCGAGUAGACAUCCCCGGCGCAGUCCUCUUCGCCAGCAGCGUGAUAUCAUUCACCAUCCUAAUCGACCGGGGCGGCAAAGCCUUCCCCUGGACCUCACAAUACGCUCUCAUGCUCGCAGUUUCAGGCCUCUCAUUCCUCGCGACAUUUGCCUACUACGAGACCUACGUCGCCCCCGAACCAAUCUUCGACCUACGAAUCCUCCGCCUCCCGAACGUCUCGACAUGCUACCUCAUCAGCGUCCUGCAGAUAGCAGCACAGUCAAGCAUGAUGUUCACGGUCCCGCUCUAUUUCCAGGUUACCGCGGGCGUCUCGACGACCGUUGCGGGGGCGCAUCUCACUCCGUCUGUUGUGGGUAAUGCAGUCGGCGGGUUGAUUGCUGGGUGGUUCAUUCGACGGACGGGUCAGUAUAAACCUGUGCUUUUUAUGGCUGGGCUUGUUGCGUCUGUGUCGUACUUGUUGCUCUUUUUGCGUUGGGAUGCAGAGACGUCCGUUUGGGAGUCGCUGUUUAUUGUUCCCAGUGGCAUGGGCACUGCAUUUGCGGCUGCGGCGUCUUUCGUUGCUAUGUCGGUUUUUUUGAAUUCUGAGGAGGCUAUCAUGGCGACGGGUGGAUAUAUGCUUGUGUUUAGCAUUGCCAUGACUGUGGGUAUUACGGCGUCCAACUCGAUUUUGAUGGCUGCGUUUGAGCGGUAUAUGCGGAGGGAUCUUGGUGUUUCGAAUGCAGAGGAGAUUAUUCGUCACUCUUUGGCAAACUUUCACUACAUCACGGGGCUUGCGGGCGAGGCUCGACAAAUAGUCGUGAGGAGCUAUGUGGCUGGGCUCCGGUAUACAUACUUGAUGUCCCUCGUCCUUUCGCUGUCUGGGUCCUUCCUGGGCUUGACAAUUCGCAGCCAUAAAAUUUAG
Messenger RNA from Penicillium argentinense, 1683 nucleotides. RefSeq lists its product as uncharacterized. Gene Ontology annotation, cellular component: fungal-type vacuole membrane. Gene Ontology annotation, biological process: basic amino acid transport; transmembrane transport. The transcript has 8 exons. The coding region runs from base 1 to 1683 and encodes 560 amino acids. The record is from RefSeq and is a predicted model, not a curated record. Gene Ontology annotation, molecular function: basic amino acid transmembrane transporter activity. Lineage: Eukaryota; Fungi; Ascomycota; Eurotiomycetes; Eurotiales; Aspergillaceae.